GUUUACUUAGCUAUAUAGCUGCUGCUGUCUAGUGUCUGAAUGUCUGAUGAAUUUUAACUUUAUGUAUUUUUUAAACUCUGUGUUGUGAAUGAUUUUUUUGUAGAUUAGUCAUUACCAUAGCCGUUUCCCUUUCUGCAGAUCGCAUUAAACGUUAGGACACCUGUCGGACAUUUGCAAAAACGGUUGGAUUUGGUUAAUAAAAGUAGCAGAUUUUUGUAGUUGACUCAAUGAACGAUUCAACCGAAGAAUGUUCUCCAUUUAAAGAUAGAAAGAAAAAAACUCAUAUGUCGUUAAAUGAUAAAAAGCGUUUAGCUCGAGAAAAAGCUGAACAGUACAAUAGCAAUGGCAGACCUUCACGCCAAUAUCAUAUGUUAACUGCUGAAGAGGUAAAACAGGGGAAAGAAACUCGUUGGGAACAAUUGGAAAUCAUUGGUUGUGUAAAAAAUAUAAGUCCUUCUUUAUGGAAUUUGACGACAUUAACAGGACUUUACCUCAAUGACAAUCAAUUAACUCGUUUGCCGCCAGAUAUAUCAAUGCUUGUUAAUUUAGUAUAUCUGGAUUUGUCUGGUAAUAAAUUACGUAGUUUACCUGCUGAACUUGGUGAAUUAGUGUAUCUCAGGGAAUUACACUUGGGUUAUAAUAUGUUAAGAUCACUGCCACAUGAAUUGGGGCGUUUAUUCCAACUGCAAGUAUUAGGUUUAGCUGGUAAUCCUCUAUGUCAAGAAGUAAUGAAGUUGUAUAGUGAACCAAAUGGCACACACAGAUUGCUUAUGUAUCUCUUAGAUAGCUUACAAGUGAGAGUACCUGUGCCGCCGGGAAGACCAUGGAUACCUCUAUCUAGACCGAACAAGAAUAUUCCUUCCUGUCCAGUUACAGUGAUGUGUUAUAACGUUUUAUGUGAGAAAUAUGCUACUACUCAGAUGUACGGAUAUUGUCCAUCUUGGGCCCUCUCCUGGGAUUAUAGGAAGAAAGUAAUUUUAGGCGAAAUCCGGCAUUAUACUGCCGAUAUUAUCACUUUACAGGAGGUCGAAACGGAUCAAUUUUACAAUUUCUUUUUGCCGGAGCUUAAGAAGGACGGCUACGAUGGCGUAUUCUCCCCCAAGUCAAGAGCUAAGACUAUGUCCGAAAACGACCGUAAACGAGUAGAUGGAUGUGCAAUAUUCUUCCGAGCGAUCAAAUUUACGUUAAUCAAAGAACAUCUGAUAGAAUUCAAUCAACUGGCAAUGGCCAAUUCGAGUGGUUCGGACGACAUGCUCAACCGAGUUAUGCCCAGAGACAACAUCGGUCUGGCUGCCUUAUUGAAAACCAACGAAACCGCAUGGGAAAACUCUCUGCCAUCUGAAGUCCAACAGCCUAUACUUGUUUGUACCGCACACAUACAUUGGGAUCCAGAAUUCUGUGAUGUCAAGCUCAUACAAAUCAUGAUGUUAUCAAAUGAAUUGAACACUAUACUAGAAGAUGCUAACCGCAAUUAUCGUAAUGUGAAUCAUCAUCAACCGCCAAUACAGCUGUUACUGUGUGGGGAUUUCAAUUCAUUGCCUGACUCUGGAGUGAUAGAAUUUUUGUCCGCUGGUAAAGUAUCAUCGGAUCAUCAAGACUUUAAAGAUCUGCAGUACAAGACACUUCUACAUAAAAUUUCUACGUGCGAUAGACCCAACGAGUUUAUGCAUUCCUUUAAGUUAUCUUCUGCUUACGAAAACAUAAUGCCAUUUACAAAUUAUACAUUCAAUUUUAAAGGCAUCAUUGAUUAUAUUUUCUACACUAGACAGACAAUGACGCCACUUGGUUUGCUUGGCCCAUUAGCUCCUGAAUGGUUCAAAGACAAUAAAGUACUCGGUUGUCCACAUCCUCAUAUACCAUCUGAUCAUUUUCCGUUGUUAGUAGAAUUCGAGUUAUCGCCAAAUGCACACCAAAGCAAUUCAAAUGGAUUGAUUGGCCGAAGGUAGCCUCAACGUCGGUUGAAAACCGUCAAAAAACAUUAAUCGCCAAUAUAUUAAGCGUACGUACCUGCUACGAACACUCACUACAUCCUUUGUACCACAAUAACAGUAAAUCAUUUAAAUUACUGUACCUAUCCUCUUUUAACAUAUGUCAUUGACUUCAUAUGCAAAUAAUAAUCUGUUUAAAACAAAAAAAAAUCCCAUGACUACAUUUUUUCUUAGUUAUUUUUAUGAACAAAUGAUAAAUUGAAAAAAGUAAUAAGAAGAAAAUGUAUCAAAAUGAAACAAAAAUUAGUUGUGAAUUAUUAUUAUAUUACUUAGCUAUUUUUCAUCUUAGUUUAUUUUAUCUACGUAAAAUAUCUCUCCCUACCCCUAAUUUAUUUUCAAAUGUUUGUAUACAACACCAUAGAGAAAUUCUGACAAAUAUUUGUUGAAAACCUUUUGUUUUACUUAUUAAUUACAAUUAUUAUUAUUGCAAUGACUAUUUUUUUUUUUAUAUAUGAUAAAAUGUUGUCACUUUUAUUUUUACCUAAAAUAAUUAAAUUUGCAUUUAUUUUAAUAAUGCUCGAAAUAAAUGUUUUUUUGGCAACAUUUUUUCAUCAAUAAUAUUUUUUUGUAUGAAUUGUGAAUUAUUCUCAUAAUGCUAAAAAGACAUUCAACUGAUAUUUAAUAUUUUAAUUUAAAAAUCCCAUCAUAGAUAAUCUACUGGUUUUUUUCCUCCUGUAUACAUUAUAUGAAUUUAGUAUUCUGAUCAUCUGUAUUAUUGUGAAACGUUAUAAUGUUAAUGAAUAAUUUUCAUUUAAUACCUAUGUAAUAAAUGUUAUCAUUGUAAUGAAAAUAUAAGAUCUACUUACCAUAAAAAACAUAACCGUAUUGCAACUGAUUUCUGAAGUAUAUUAAUUGUCAACAAUAGAAAGGCACAGUAACACGUAUAAAUGUCUCAUUAUUUUUAUUAUUUUUUAUUAUACCCUCAAUAUCAGUAUUCAAAUAUGAUUUGUAAUUUUUAAACUAUGUCCUAAGAUUUUAUGUAAAAUUAUAAUUUGUAUUUCUUAAUGUAGUGAUAAAUAAAUUAAAGUUUACUGCUAAUAGAUUUUCAAUAGACUACAUAAAAAAUAACUAUCUUAUAAUAUAAUAGCAAUUGUCGAUUUAUGGAAAUUGAGUACAUAUGGAUAGAUUAUUUUUCUUGUAUACCUACUUAAUGAAAUAAUAUUGUUAUACUUGCAACAUAUAAUAUUUAUAUCGAUCUGAAGCGCCGCAUGAGAUAAUUCUCACAAUGAUUACAAAAUGUACGCACAUGUAUUUAUUAUAAUCAUCAUACCUAUACUGUUAAGACUUAGUUUGUAAGUGUGUUGUUGUUGAUGUAUAAUAUAAUGUGACAAUUUUUUUCCACGUGUUACAGAGACAUGUAUAAUUAUGACAUAUUGUUAUGUAUGAGUUAAGGCUAAUUAACUUAGUGCUCUCAUACCUCAGUGGCUUUCUCGGUACUUGGACAUUAAACCUUUUUUUUUGUCCCACAAAUACCUGCAAUUUUUCUUUCGUUCUCGAUUCUUAUUAUUUAAAAGUUUUGAAAAAUUCUUUCAACUGUCGCCUGAAAACCGAGAAUGCUGACUUUAUAAAGCUAUAGGUAAUGUUAAUGACCCACCUAUUAGCCUUAUGAUGUAGGAUAAAAUAAUAUAAUAAUAUGUUUAUUUUUUUUUUUAAACAUGUAUUAUCGUCGUCAUUCCGAACGCGUUUUUAGUUUUUUAGUGUUUUGUAGCCCUCCUAUGCUUUUAUAACAAAACUCUAUAAUAUAUUAAAGUCUAAGUGACGCAUGGACAAAGCGGAGUCGAACAUGCUAUAAAGCAUCCUUUUAGGCCUCUAUACUUUCUCGCAGUAACCUGUUUAGUACUUACUUAUCACAGUUAUCUGUGUUCCGUGGAAAUGUUGAAAUUACAUUAAAUAUUUGAUCAACUGUAUCCAGAUAAAAUUAUCAAAACGAAGAAAAUUUGAGUAUUGGAUUGAAGCUUUUUACACUUUUUUUUUGGGGGGGGGGGCGCUAAUUUUAAAUUUGGGAGUAAGCUGAAGUCUCCCUAAUAUUCAACAAUUUAUAGUUGAGCAAAAGUAUCUACUCUAAGUCUAUGUGAAUAUCUAAUUAUGUAUUAUUCAUUUAUUUGUUAUACUUAAUGAUAUCUGAGAAGAAAUAUUUUGAAUUUAAAAUGUACCUACUCAAACACUUCACACACUUUUUAUACAUAGCAUACACUAGUUGUAUUCAGUGUCAAAAUGAUUCUUCCAAGUACAAUUUGUAUACCUAAUAAGAAAUAAAUGUACCUACAUGUGGUAUUGAGUAGGUAUUAAAAUUUUGGUUUACAAUUUUUUUUUUUUGUUCAAAUAUCUACAAAUAAAUGUAAUGUCUAUAAUGUAUAACAGUUUUGAGUAUUAUAAUCAAACACAUUAUUUAUUUUGAUGUAGGUACUAUCACUACUUGAGAAAUACUUCUGUGUAUUUUUUUUUCUAGUAUUUAAUUAUUUAAAUAAUUUUUCAAAACUAUCCUUUGUACACAACACCGAAUAUUAUACACAUUUACGAAAUUGUACCGCAUUGUCGGCGGACGUUUUUUCCUAUAUACCUAAUAUUUUAUGAUGUGUAUAAUACCUAUAGACGAACGCACAUACUUACUUAUUAUGAUGUACAGGUAUAUGUACCUACACUAUACGAAACCAUAGUAUAGUAUUAGGCACUUAAUAAAAUACGACUUGUCGCAUGAAGUGCAGUCGUGCUGGUCUCGCGCCCUCCCGAUUCUCACCCCUCUGUAGAUAAUUAUCCCAUACCCCUAAGAUGUUGUGCCCGGUAUUCCUAUACCAAUAUACCGCCGACGUUGUCGUUUCGAUUUAAGAGAAUAAUAAUAUUAAUAUAUUACAAUAGAUUUUAAGUGACAUUAAACUAUAAAUAGGUAAAUAUUAUAAUAUCAUUUAGAUCGUUAAUUAUACCGAGCAGAGAUCAACUGCGCACUAAGUAUAAUAUAGGUUCCAAUUGUACAUACUAUAUAAUAUAUAUCAUUGCAAUCGUAUGUGUGUAUGUAUAAUAAUUAAACAAUACUAAUGUUUUAUGUACUGUCGCCAAUGAUGUAUGUAUAAUACCAAUGUAUGUGUUAUAUACUAUAUAUUAUGUGCUGUAAAUAUAUAUUAUAUUUAUAUAUAAAUGUGUGUGUGUCAUAUAUACCUAUAUUCAUGUAUCAUUAUUUAUUACGAUGAUGUGCGUCUCGUAUUAAAUUAUAUACAUAUAGGUGUCCCAAUCGAUGUCAAAAACAAAUACCUGAUAUAAUAUAUUAAUAUAACAAUAA
This is a messenger RNA of Acyrthosiphon pisum (pea aphid), 5262 nucleotides long. RefSeq names its product CCR4-NOT transcription complex subunit 6-like twin (gene twin). The transcript has 13 exons. The record is from RefSeq and is a predicted model, not a curated record. The coding region runs from base 228 to 1946 and encodes 572 amino acids. Gene Ontology annotation, molecular function: 3'-5'-RNA exonuclease activity; protein binding. NCBI's taxonomy places the organism in Eukaryota, Metazoa, Arthropoda, Insecta, Hemiptera, Aphididae.